Molecule: messenger RNA, 705 nt
Organism: Penicillium salamii
Lineage: Eukaryota; Fungi; Ascomycota; Eurotiomycetes; Eurotiales; Aspergillaceae
Source: the annotation of a GenBank genome assembly
AUGUUUCACCUGUACCUGGCUUCACUUCUAUUUUACACUCUUAACUUUCUAAAGUUACUCCGUACUCGACUCUUAUUCUAUUUCUCCUGUCAAUCGCUACAUUUCACAUUUCAUAUUCCUCACACUAUGAUCACCCCCGUUGCACCCACCACUGUCUCCGAAAUCACCAAGCCCACCAUGAACACCACAGUCACUCCCAUCGCCGAGACCGACGGCCCUCUCUUCCCCGCCACUCUCAUUUCUCCCGAGGUGAUCGCCGCCCUGCCACAAGACUACACCAUCCGGCCCCUGCGCCGCUCAGACUACAACCGUGGCUACCUCGAUGUGCUGCGUGUCCUCACAACCGUGGGCGAGAUCACCGAGGAGGCAUGGAACAAGCGGUAUGAGUGGAUCACCUCGCGAAACGACGAGUACUACAUGCUUGUGGUGUGUGAUGGGGAAGACCGGAUCGUCGGCACAGGCAGUCUGAUCGUCGAGCGCAAGUUCAUUCACUCUCUCGGCAUGGUUGGCCACAUUGAAGAUAUUGCCGUUGAGAAGAACCAGCAGGGCAAGAAACUUGGCUUGCGAAUCAUUCAGGCUUUGGAUCAUGUUGCUGCCCAGGUUGGUUGCUACAAGAGCAUUCUUGAUUGCUCUGAAGUCAACGAGGGAUUCUAUGUCAAGUGUGGCUUCAAGCGUGCUGGUCUUGAAAUGGCUCACUACUACUGA